UUUCAGUCUCUACUGCUCAUUGAGAGUGAGAACAGUGGUUCAGGGAGCACUGGACCAUGGCAGAGCCUUUGCUCUGUCCUGCUGGGCAAGAAUUUGCCCUUCUGAGUAAGAGUGCUUAGUUUGGAGACAAACUUACCCCGAAGCUGCCUUUUUUCCCACUGCUGUCAGAGUUGUGCUCAAGGGGGUCCAGCUCCCCCUGUCCUGCAGUGUAUGUUGGCCCUUUCACCCCAGCCACCUGCCCUGGAGAAGCCAGAGAGGGACUCGGGUCCCCAGCUGCCUGUCCAGCGCCUUCCUGGAGUAAAGGCUGGGGAGCACCUGGCUUCCUGCUGAUGCCAAGAUCUGGCCCUGUUGACUUUUCAGCACUGAGGCUGGUAUCUGUACCCCUUGCAAGCCUCCAGCAAAGCUCUGCCAGGAUGAGCUAUUGGGGCAGCGCUCAGUACGUGCGCUUGUCCUGCCCAGCCUUCCCGCAAGCUUGGGACACGGCGUCCAGACAGCCCUGCGCCGAGGCGUCCCCUGCCCUGCCUUCCCCCCGUCACACCCCCUGGUGCCCGGAAGCCUUGGGAAAAGAUCUGCCGUGAAAGCAAAGUCCAGGCUGCUGGGUGCAGGGCAGCCGCGGCCGAGCACUGAGAGGCAAUGGCAGGCGGGCUCCGGGCACGGCUGGGCAUGGACUGCUCUUGGCGCUGGUUGCGCGGCUGGCGUUUAACCGCGGGGCUUGCGGGAGCGCGGCUGGCCCAUGCUGGGGCUGCAUCUCGGCUGCAGCGGGAGUACGAUGCGGUGGUGAUCGGGGCAGGGCACAACGGGCUGGUGGCAGCUGCCUACCUGCAGCGGGCAGGGCUGCGCACGGUCGUGCUUGAGAAGCGCCAUGUGCUGGGUGGUGCAGCUGUCACAGAGGAAAUUGUGCCAGGCUUCAAGUUCUCCCGGGCGUCAUACCUGCUCAGCCUGCUGCGGCCACAGAUCUACACUGAGCUGGAGCUGGAGAGGCAUGGUCUGAGGGUGCUCCCACGGGAUCCCUACUCCUUCACCCCGCUACUGGAGGAUAAGGGCUCUCCCCGUUCCCUCCUGCUGGGACGUGACAUGGCCCAGACCCAGCAGCAGAUUGCCCAGUUCUCCCAGAAGGAUGCCCAGGCUUACCCUGAAUAUGAAGUGUUCAUGGGACGCUUGGUGUCAGCUCUCAUCCCGCUGCUGGAUGUCCCCCCAGUGGAUACAGCUACCCUGAGGCAGGGCUCCCUGCUGCAGCGGCUCAGGGCCCUGCGAGCCCUGCAACGCCUGCUGCAGGCAGGGCUGAUGCUGGGAUGGCAACUGCCCCGCUAUUACGAGGUGCUCACAGCCCCCAUCUCCAAGAUACUGGAUCAAUGGUUUGAAUCGGAGCCCCUGAAGGCAACUCUGGCUACUGAUGCAGUGAUUGGAUCCAUGGCCAGUCCCUACACCCCUGGUAGUGGGUACGUGCUGUUGCACCAUGUGAUGGGUGAGCUGGAGGGACAGCGGGGUGCCUGGGGCUAUGUUGCUGGUGGGAUGGGGGCUCUAUCUCAAGCCAUUGCCUGUGCAGCAGCUGCCCUGGGAGCCCACAUCUUUGCUGAAAAGGCGGUGUGCCAUGUGCUGCUGGGCAGGGAUGGACAAGCACAGGGCAUUGCUCUGCAGGACGGGACAGAGGUGCGAAGUAAACUGGUGCUGUCCAACGCUUCCCCACAAAUCACCUUCCUGGAGCUUGUUCCCCGGGAGCAGCUGCCAAAAGAUUUUGUGAAGCAAAUACAGCAGGCUGACACACGCUCCCCUGUCACCAAGAUCAACGUGGCAGUUGAUCGGUUGCCCAACUUCCUGGCUGCCCCCAAUGCUUGUGAUGGCCAGCCGCUGCCCCACCACCAGUGCUCCAUCCAUCUCAACUGUGAGGGCACCCAUCUCCUGCACCAGGCCUUCACUGAGGCCAGCCAUGGGCACCCUUCCAGCAGGCCCAUGAUCGAGCUCUGCAUCCCCUCGGUGCUGGACCCAGGGCUGGCCCCACGUGGCUGCCAUGUUGUGUCCCUCUUCACGCAGUACACUCCCUCUGUACUGGCAGGCGGGCAGUCCUGGGAUGAGCAGGCCAGAAACGCAUAUGCAAAUACAGUGUUUGACUGCAUUGAAGACUAUGCCCCGGGGUUCAAGGCAUCUGUCAUAGGAAGGGACAUCCUGACACCACCAGACCUAGAGAGGAUCUUUGGGCUGCCUGGUGGGAACAUCUUCCAUGGAGGGAUGUCCCUGGACCAGCUGUACUUUACUCGGCCAGCACCUUUCUACUCAGGCUACCGGUCCCCAAUUCCUGGCUUGUACCUGUGUGGAAGUGGAGCCCACCCUGGAGGAGGAGUGAUGGGAGCAGCAGGACGCAAUGCUGCACAAGUGGCCCUUGAGGAUUUCAGGCACCUGUGAAGGCAGUGGUGACACUUGUCUUCACCUGUUCAAGGACUGUGGCCGCAGUGAACCAUGUUCACGCUAUGCAGAGUCUUGCUCAUCUCCAGUGUACUUCCCUGGCAUCACAGGGCAGCAGCAUCCUCUGAGACCUGGGGACUGCAGGAUGUCAGGGUCUCCUCCCAACUGCUACCAUGGCCCCCAACUCUCCACUGCCCAGCCUUGCUUAGGUGACUGUGGCAAGCCACGCUCAGCUUCUACCCUGUGCCAGUGGAAAUAAACCCUGCUGAGUGUUACCUUCAGGGAAACCAGGCUGUGAUAAACCAACACACCCAGGCUCCAGCUUGAGCACUGUCAUUGUAGUUUUUCAGGUCUCUGUGAAGAUACCAGCAUGCUGGCGUGGGGAGCUGCA
Pogoniulus pusillus (Red-fronted tinkerbird) is the source of this 2791-nucleotide messenger RNA. RefSeq names its product pyridine nucleotide-disulphide oxidoreductase domain 2 (gene PYROXD2). Gene Ontology annotation, molecular function: oxidoreductase activity. NCBI's taxonomy places the organism in Eukaryota, Metazoa, Chordata, Aves, Piciformes, Lybiidae. The record is from RefSeq and is a predicted model, not a curated record. Bases 634 to 2400 code for a protein of 588 amino acids. The transcript has 16 exons.